CUCAUCCGGAAGUGGAUGUUGCGGACUCGUAAGGCUUUCGGAACCAACACGUUUAGCAUUUGCUAGCAUUUCAUAUGUUGAAGUUGAUCUAUUUAGACAAAGCUUACAUUCGUACCAUGAAUAUAACCUUUUGAGCAUUUCUGUCACAGUUUACGUGACAGCUCCGCCGUUACCUAACUUCCGUAUCGAGCACAUGCUUGUUAGCUUAGCAUCGGUUCGUAUUGUAAACGCGACCAGUUAAAUUCAACCUUAAAGCUCACGAAAUCAAGCUCAAACGAUAAUGGACGAUUUGACAACCCCGUACGACGAUGACUCGGCCAUGGAGUUCAUUGAGUGUUCGGUGUGUGAAAUAUCCUUAAGGGGACAAAACUUGUAUAAGAUACACCUGACCAUGCCGGGACACUUAAAGAAAGAGGAGGCCGCCGUCGCCGCGGGUCUCGCGGUCCGAGAACGAACUGUGCCCAAGUUCAAGGAUAUCUUACAAUGCGUGGACUACCUGAAGCUUGACGAGCCGAUCAUUGGUUUGAACUUCUUGGAGGAAGUGGGAAGCGUGAACGCUGACCAUCCCAGUCUGGGACCCCGAUACACGUGCACGCUUUGCAAUAUCACCGCAUACUCACCGGAAAUGGUCCAUCACGUGAUUGGGCGGAAACACAGGCACAAAUAUAUUAAGACAAAGCGUCCAGAUCUGGUGAAUUGGGACAAGGAUAUGGUGGUGAACCAAGUGGGAAAGCUCCUUCGCACCAAAGCGGAGCUCAUCGCCAAGGAGGACGGAAGCGGACGGCCCAUGCCAAUGAAGAGAAUGAAUGCGGGAAACUUCAUGUCAAGAGUUCCCCCAUGGCAGGGGCAGAACAGACACGCACAGAACUACUCGGGCCGGAAUCGACGGAACCAGGAUUUUCAAGGCCCCCAUCGCAGUAGUUUAAGGCCCGAUUCUCCAAGCAGAGUCCCGUUUCAUAAUGCCGAGGGCCCCUCGAUGCACGCGGCGGGGGAUGGACCAACAGCAAACCUGUGGGACCAGCAUCUUGACAGGGCGGAAGACUGGGAAACGGGUCCUUUCCGGGGAAGGAAUUCAGACCUUGAUCUUCGUCCGGGUGAUCAUUACAAUCCCAGCAAGAAGACUCAAUGGGGCUUGGAUCAAUCCCCUGAGGGUUACCCAGCACACAGAAAUCAGGAAACAGAAAUGGAGUUUUUCUCAGAAGAUGGAAUGACCGACUAUCAGCCCGAGGGUCGCGACUAUCAGCCCGAGGGUCGCGACUAUCAGCCCGAGGGUCGCGACUAUCAGCCCGAGGGUCGCGACUAUCAGCCCGAGGGCCGCGACUAUCAGCCCGAGGGCCGCGACUAUAAGCCCCCGGGCCGCGACUACCAGCCCGAGGGCCGCGACUACAGCCCGAGGGCCGCGACUACCAGCCCGAGGGCCGCGACUACCAGCCCGAGGGCCGCGACUACCAGCCCCCGGGCCGCGACUACCAGCCCGAGGGCCGCGACUACCAGCCCGAGGGCCGCGACUACCAGCCCCCGGGCCGCGACUACCAGCCCCCGGGCCGCGACUACCAGCCCCCGGGCCGCGACUACCAGCCCCCGGGCCGCCGUGACACUCAGCCGCAGGGUCGGAACUCUCACCCCCAUCGUACUGAUUAUAUGACCCGACGUCCAGACUCCCAUCCACAUCUUCCUGGCUCUCAGCCCCAGCAUCCAGACUCCCAGCUCCAUCGUUGGGAUUUUCAGCCCCAACGUCCAGACUCUCAGCCCCAGCGUCCGGGCUAUCAAAGAGAGGACCAAAAUUGGU
Molecule: messenger RNA, 1789 nt
Organism: Syngnathoides biaculeatus (alligator pipefish)
Lineage: Eukaryota; Metazoa; Chordata; Actinopteri; Syngnathiformes; Syngnathidae
Exons: 8
Coding region: 281-1645 (454 amino acids)
Cellular component (GO): precatalytic spliceosome
Molecular function (GO): double-stranded RNA binding; single-stranded RNA binding
Source: RefSeq, a predicted model, not a curated record